Molecule: messenger RNA, 1231 nt
Organism: Stereum hirsutum FP-91666 SS1
Lineage: Eukaryota; Fungi; Basidiomycota; Agaricomycetes; Russulales; Stereaceae
Exons: 2
Coding region: 1-1149 (382 amino acids)
Source: RefSeq, a predicted model, not a curated record
AUGGCGCAAGACUUGUACAUGGGCGACAGACUCCCCGCACUCAACGACGAGGUGCAAGAAGUUUCAGAUUACGCGUCUUUGUUAGACGAGUGUACCUUAUUGGCCCUGAUGGAAGAUGCAGAUUUCUCCCGUAUGUUAGCCAGUACGCCUUCAGGAAUCGACGUACAGAGCACUUGCCAAGAUGUAUGUCUGCAAAACAACCUCGCAUCACAAACUCGUCAAUAUCCUUCCACGCAUGCCGAGCCCAGCCGCUCUCCAACGAUGACAGAGUGCAUCGAACCGGCUCUGACAUACGCGCCACAUCGUCUAUCUCUAUACGCCACACGCUCGAACAGUGUCCCAUUCGACGAAAACCAUGCUCCCCACCGACUGUCCCUCGCCUGCGCGAUACCAGGCCCUAUAAGCCCUAUCACGGAAACCUCGCCAAUCGAAGACCAGGAAGUAGAUUCCCAAGGAACGCGAGACGAUGGGCGUUUCACGGAGACCCCACCAUAUCACGCCCAUUGUCUAUCCCCACCGAAUUUCAUAGUCCCAGACGAGGCUAUGGAGAGUGGAGUAUGGGAGGUUAGGGCAGGUGAAGGUGGAAUUAUACCUCAGCGCUCAAUUCCAGCGAGAGUCGACCAUGCUGAAACCAGCUUCCUCGAGCGGGUCCCAACACCUCUCCGUUUCCAGCUCAAUCCUGCAGCAAAUAGAUCUUUUGUUCUAGAAUCACCUACCCAUUCUGCUAGCCCCGAACCUCAUCACCCUAUCCAUGCCGCACUUCGUUUCGUCAGCCCUGCGGUACCUCUCCUGCCCGCACCUCUCUGCCAAUCCGGCCCGACUACCUGUCCUCAGUCCCUCCGAGCAGUAUCCAGAGAGACAGAUACGGUAGCUUCAGAAACUCAAGAAGAAGAAGAAGAAGCGGAAACCCUGGUAAAAGUAGGAGAACGUUGGGCCUGCUUAAUAUGUGAGGGGACAGCGUUCCGCAGGAGGACAGAUUUGCGGAGGCACAUGAGGGGGCACAAUGGGCAGAAGACGAGCUGUUCGAAGUGUGGAGAACUCUUCAGCCGUCCAGAUGCUGUGGACAGACAUAUGAGAGAUUCGUGUGGUCAGAAGAGGAAGCGGGGGCCAAAGCCUGGUUCACGUCGACGUCGAGAUAAAAGAGCAUGACUUGACCGGGUGCAUGGACUUGUCUUUGUUUGUCGGAGCCAAAUUGUUGAUGAUUCGACUUCAAGCUGUCUUCUCAUUCUCG